Phyllostomus discolor (pale spear-nosed bat) is the source of this 7582-nucleotide messenger RNA. It is a transcript of the gene MAGI2, whose product is annotated as membrane associated guanylate kinase, WW and PDZ domain containing 2. Gene Ontology annotation, molecular function: SMAD binding; type II activin receptor binding; signaling receptor complex adaptor activity. Gene Ontology annotation, biological process: receptor clustering; signal transduction. Gene Ontology annotation, cellular component: cytoplasm; dendrite. NCBI's taxonomy places the organism in Eukaryota, Metazoa, Chordata, Mammalia, Chiroptera, Phyllostomidae. The transcript is spliced from 23 exons. The record is from RefSeq and is a predicted model, not a curated record. The coding region runs from base 559 to 5028 and encodes 1489 amino acids.
GCGCGCACCCCUCCUCCCUCAGUCGGCUCCCUCCGCCUCUGUUCUCCCUCCACCCCUCCUGCCAAUACUGUACAACUAGUACACACACAGGAUCCGCCGCUGCCACUGCAGCUGCCAUGGACAUCAGCUAACACCACACACCCAGGCGCGCGCGCGCUCCCAGUCGCACCGCGCAGGAGUGGCCCCCGGCAUCUCUACCCUCCUUCCCCACCCCCACCCCACCCGCUCACCAGCUCCGCUAUUGCUCGCUGAGGCUGCCGCCGCCGCCACCACCACAGCUCUCCUCUGCUGCGGGGCCACAGCCUUGAGUGUCAUUCAAGGGACAGCACAACCUCACCCAAGCUUUCCUACCUCUGCCCAGCCAUCCCUCUCAUCCUUCCCCUUCCUCGUCCACACUCCAUCCAAAGAAGAGGGAAAGCACCGAACAGAGAGGGGAGGAAAGCAAAGUCUGCGCUUGUCACCUUUUGGACCCCUGGCUCCUCCAUCCUUAUUCUCUCACCGCCAACACCCCUACCCCAGAAGAACCCCUCAGGAGCUGAGGCGACUCGCCCCACUGCCAUGUCCAAAAGCUUGAAAAAGAAAAGCCACUGGACUAGCAAAGUCCAUGAGAGUGUCAUUGGCAGGAACCCGGAGGGCCAGCUGGGCUUUGAACUGAAGGGGGGCGCCGAGAAUGGACAGUUCCCCUACCUGGGGGAAGUGAAGCCCGGCAAGGUGGCCUAUGAGAGCGGCAGCAAGUUGGUGUCGGAGGAGCUGCUGCUGGAGGUGAAUGAGACCCCCGUGGCGGGGCUCACCAUCAGGGACGUGCUGGCCGUGAUCAAACACUGCAAGGACCCCCUCCGGCUCAAGUGUGUCAAGCAAGGAGGAAUCGUUGAUAAGGAUCUUCGUCACUACCUCAACUUACGAUUUCAGAAGGGUUCUGUGGACCACGAGCUUCAGCAAAUCAUUCGUGACAACCUCUACCUCCGCACAGUGCCAUGCACCACAAGGCCACAUAAGGAGGGUGAGGUCCCCGGAGUGGACUAUAUCUUCAUCACAGUUGAAGACUUUAUGGAAUUGGAGAAAAGUGGUGCUCUCCUGGAAAGUGGAACUUAUGAAGAUAAUUACUACGGCACCCCGAAGCCUCCAGCAGAACCAGCACCAUUAUUAUUAAAUGUAACAGACCAGAUACUUCCAGGAGCCACCGCAAGUGCUGAAGGAAAACGGAAGAGGAAUAAAUCAGUGAGCAACAUGGAGAAAGCAAGUAUAGAGCCUCCUGAGGAGGAAGAGGAAGAAAGGCCUGUGGUCAAUGGGAAUGGAGUAGUAACACCAGAAUCCAGUGAACCUGAAGACAAGAGUGCAGGUGCCUCAGGGGAGACACCCUCCCAGCCUUAUCCUGCACCAGUGUACAGUCAGUCUGAGGAGCUGAAGGAGCAGAUGGAUGAUGCAAAACCAACAAAACCUGAAGAGAAUGAGGAAUCAGACCCAUUGCCUGAUAACUGGGAAAUGGCCUAUACAGAGAAGGGUGAAGUGUACUUCAUUGACCAUAACACAAAGACAACAUCAUGGCUGGAUCCACGACUUGCGAAAAAGGCUAAACCUCCAGAAGAGUGCAAAGAAAAUGAGCUUCCAUAUGGCUGGGAAAAAAUCGAUGAUCCCAUAUAUGGCACUUAUUAUGUUGACCACAUAAAUAGAAGAACUCAGUUUGAAAACCCUGUUCUGGAAGCAAAAAGAAAGCUACAGCAGCAUAACAUGCCCCACACGGAACUUGGAGCCAAGCCGCUGCAGGCCCCAGGUUUCCGAGUAGACAGCUCCUCGUCAACAUUACCUAGGCCCAAAUCCUUCUGCCCCCUCGCUGUCCCAUGGAGGUCGCACAGCGUGAGUGACUUGUCCUAUUAUCCACGCAACCACGCCUGGAGGCCCUGGCCCAUCGAAAAACCACUCUUCACCCGGGAUGCAUCCCAGUUGAAGGGAACAUUCCUCAGCACCACCCUAAAAAAGAGCAACAUGGGUUUUGGAUUUACCAUCAUUGGUGGAGAUGAGCCUGAUGAGUUCCUGCAGGUGAAAAGCGUGAUUCCAGAUGGGCCGGCAGCACAGGAUGGAAAAAUGGAAACAGGUGAUGUCAUUGUCUAUAUUAAUGAAGUUUGUGUCCUUGGACAUACUCAUGCAGACGUGGUCAAACUUUUCCAGUCUGUUCCUAUUGGCCAGAGCGUCAGCCUGGUAUUGUGUCGAGGCUACCCUUUGCCCUUUGAUCCUGAAGAUCCUGCUAACAGCAUGGUGCCACCCCUUGCAAUAAUGGAGAGACCACCUCCAGUUAUGGUCAACGGAAGACAUAACUAUGAAACAUAUUUGGAAUACAUUUCUCGGACCUCACAGUCAGCUCCAGAUAUAACAGAUCGGCCACCCCAUUCUUUGCACUCAAUGCCAGCAGACAGCCAGCUAGAUGGCACGUAUCCACCACCUGUCCAUGACGACAAUGUGUCCAUGGCUUCAUCUGGGGCCACCCAGGCUGAACUUAUGACCUUAACCAUUGUGAAAGGUGCCCAGGGCUUUGGCUUCACUAUUGCCGACAGUCCUACAGGACAGCGGGUGAAACAAAUACUUGACAUUCAAGGAUGCCCUGGCCUAUGUGAAGGCGACCUCAUAGUGGAGGUCAACCAGCAGAAUGUGCAGAACCUGAGCCAUACAGAAGUGGUGGAUAUACUGAAGGACUGUCCCAUUGGAAGCGAGACUUCCUUGAUUAUCCAUCGAGGAGGUUUCUUUUCUCCAUGGAAAACUCCAAAGCCUAUCAUGGACCGAUGGGAGAAUCAAGGCAGCCCUCAGACAAGUUUAUCUGCUCCGGCCGUCCCGCAGAACCUGCCUUUCCCACCCGCCCUUCACAGGAGUUCCUUUCCUGACUCAACAGAGGCCUUUGACCCGAGGAAGCCCGACCCAUAUGAGCUCUACGAGAAAUCUAGAGCCAUUUAUGAAAGUAGGCAACAAGUGCCCCCAAGGACCAGCUUUCGAAUGGACUCCUCUGGUCCAGAUUAUAAGGAGCUGGAUGUUCACCUUCGCAGGAUGGAGUCUGGAUUUGGCUUCAGAAUCCUCGGGGGAGACGAGCCCGGACAGCCUAUUUUGAUUGGAGCCGUCAUUGCCAUGGGCUCAGCCGACAGGGAUGGCCGCCUACACCCAGGCGACGAGCUCGUCUAUGUUGACGGGAUUCCAGUGGCUGGCAAGACGCACCGCUACGUCAUCGACCUCAUGCACCACGCAGCCCGGAACGGGCAGGUCAACCUCACUGUGAGAAGAAAGGUGCUAUGUGCAGGGGAGCCCUGCCCAGAGAACGGGAGGAGUCCAGGCUCCGUAUCAACCCACCACAGCUCUCCACGCAGUGACUACGCGACCUACACCAACAGCAACCACGCUGCCCCCAGUGGCAAUGCCUCUCCCCCUGAGGGCUUCACCUCCCAGAGCCUGCAGACCAGCGACGUGGUCAUUCACCGAAAGGAGAACGAAGGCUUUGGCUUCGUCAUCAUCAGCUCCCUGAACAGGCCUGAGUCGGGAUCCACUAUAACUGUGCCCCAUAAAAUCGGACGCAUCAUUGAUGGGAGUCCUGCAGAUCGCUGUGCAAAACUGAAGGUAGGAGACCGGAUCUUAGCAGUCAACGGCCAAUCGAUCAUCAACAUGCCUCACGCAGACAUCGUGAAGCUCAUCAAGGACGCGGGCCUCAGUGUCACCCUCCGCAUCAUUCCUCAGGAGGAGAUGAACAGCCCAGCCUCGGCACCCAGCUCAGAGAAGCAGAGCCCCAUGGCCCAGCAGAGUCCUCUGGCCCAGCCCAGCCCAGCCACCCCCAACAGCCCCAUCACCCAACCAGCUCCUCCUCAGCCACUCCAGCUGCAAGGACAUGAAAACAGUUACAGGUCAGAAGUAAAAGCAAGACAAGAUGUGAAACCAGACAUCCGACAGCCGCCAUUCACGGACUACAGGCAGCCCCCACUGGACUACAGGCAGCCCCCAGGAGGGGACUACCAGCAACCCCCACCCUUGGACUACAGGCAGCCUCCACUGCUGGACUACAGGCAGCACUCCCCUGACACCAGGCAGUACCCUCUGUCAGACUACAGGCAGCCUCAGGAUUUUGAUUAUUUCACUGUGGACAUGGAGAAAGGAGCCAAAGGGUUUGGAUUCAGCAUUCGUGGAGGAAGGGAAUACAAAAUGGAUUUGUACGUCUUGCGAUUGGCAGAAGACGGACCGGCCAUAAGGAAUGGAAGGAUGAGGGUAGGAGAUCAAAUCAUUGAAAUCAAUGGGGAGAGCACAAGGGACAUGACCCACGCCAGAGCAAUAGAACUCAUCAAGUCUGGAGGAAGAAGAGUGAGGCUGCUGCUGAAGCGCGGGACGGGGCAGGUCCCAGAGUAUGACGAACCCAACUCCUGGAGUGGUCCCGCUGCCGCCACCGCAGGUCUGCAGGAAGUAGGCGUCUCCCCCGAAGACGUCUUCCCGCCCUUCUCUCCAUCACAUCCAGCCCCACCCUCCGACCCUUCCCACCAGAUAAGCCCAGACCCGACUUGGGAUGUCAAAAGGGAACACGACGUUAGGAAACCAAAGGAGCUUUCAGCCUGCGGCCAGAAGAAGCAGCGCCUCGGGGAGCAGAGGGAGCGCUCCGCGAGUCCGCAGAGGGCCGCGCGGCCGAGGCUCGAAGAGGCGCCCGGCAGCCUGGGGCGGCCCGAGGCCCGUAGGCCCUCCUCGGAGGCCAGGGCACCCGGGCCCGCGGCGGCGGCGGACGCGGUGGACGCGGCGCGGGCGGGCGGGAAGGAAGGGCCCCGCCCCGCGACUGGCCCGGAGCUCGGCCGCCGCGAAGGCACUGGCGAUGCGCCGGCGUUCGCGGGUCCGGGCGGUGGCGCGCGGGAGGCCGAGAGCCGGGCGGGCGCGCGCUCAGGAUCCCGGCCGGCUGCGCGGCCUCCGGGGGGCGCCCCCGCGCGCAGGCCAGCCCUGGCGCCGGGGCCCUGGAAGGUACCAGGCUCUGACAAGCUGUCCGGCGUCCUCAAACCCGGCGCCUCGGCCGCCGGCAGAUGAGCUUCGCGGCCCCAGCCAGCCGCCCCGCCUCGACGCCUGCAGGCCGUUCUUCUUCGGUUGUGUCUCGCGGCGUUUUAAUUUAUUUUCACUGUCACACGCAUAGAUCCACUAGGCACCGAGGCCUGGGAGCACCAACGUGAGGCCCCAGGCAUCCACCGAGCAUGGGCGGUCCAGCCUCCACGCGCAGACCGAAACUGACCCCAAAGCCCCCAGCUCCACUGUGGGGGCUUUGGCAGCUAUGAAAGAACCAAAAUAACGUGAAGAACGUCAUGGAGAGACAGUGCAGUGUAGCUUUAGUUUAAAAAAGAAAGAAAAAAAUUCCCCCCACUGCAUGAAGGAUCUGGAUAUCAUCCAAACUUUAUAUCAAGCUGGACAAGUUAAGAGCAAUCACGAACUGGAAUAUCGCCUUAAAAAAUCAAACUGCACGGAGCAAGCUGAAACUGAGACAAGAUUAUAUCUUUUAAUUGAUCUAAAGAGUUGUAAAUAAAUUGUUCUUGACAUAACUAGACAGGGGUUAAAAGGUUUCUUUGAAACAUUCAGAACUGUUCGCCCACGACAUGUUUCCAUGGCUCACCCGUGGCAUCCUUCACUGGUAUUAGCAGCAACGUUCUCUGCGUAGUGCAGGAUAAGUUAGAAAUCUAGUGAAUUCAUUGGUGUGAUGCCAUUUUUACUGCCAUUUCUGUGAUCAAAUCAUAUUUCUGUACGUUUUCAGUGGUAGAGAAAAAAGGUUUUAAAAAUUGUAUCCUAGGGAACAGUUUGCCGUAAGUCAGAAUUUCGCGGUUUAGCUCAUAGAUCUUAAUUGGUUUUCAUCUAAAAUAUGAAUUUCAUAGAACCACAAUUUGUUUAACCAAGAUUGGCAAGGCUACAGUUCCUUUAUGAAAAGGCUUUCCUAUUGUUUCGGGCUAGCAGACAUAGUAGCUCUUUGACGGCAUGUUAUAUUUUACUUAUUUGUCUUUUCUUAAAGCCCUAUUUUCAUGACUUCAUUUUCACUUUCAUAGAGCAGAAAGCAAAGUAUUUCUCCUAUAUUUUUCAGAUGAUAAUGAAUCCCUAAUACUAAAAAAUCAUUAUGACCAAUUCAUUUUCAUUAAAGAACUUAAAUCUUUCUAGCAUUUUUUUCUGCUUAUCUUUCUUUCCUUAUUCUUUCUCCUUUUCUUUCCAUUUGGUUUGCUUCCCCCCGCCCCCCCCCCCCACUGGUCUUUGCCAAGUUUUAUUUCUUUAGCAACCUCUAGAUGUUUCUGUUUAUCUUCAUUGAUCUAUGGUUGAUCCCCUAGUAAAAAUCUAAGGCUUGCUUUUUUCCCCUGCUGCUUUAAUAUUUCUUUGGGAAAAAAUGGUAUCCAUUUGUCAACCAAAGAACCUCCAAACCUAUAGAAAACUUUUAUAAAAAUUUAUUUAAGCCAGAUUUUUUAGAAAAUGCCCAGAAGCCAAGUUGCAAUGGAUUGAGAAAAGGCUCUGGAGAGUGUCUGUUUUCCGGUUUAUUUUACUCAUUUAGAGUCAAAGGAGAAACGGGAAUUUAUGAUCAGACCAUCCUGGGUGGUCACUUUUUGUUACAACCCAUUUCAGGUCUGCCACAUAACCCCUUGGGCUUGUCAGGUUUAUCAUAUAGUCCCUUUUUUGUUCACACAAUGUUACUUAUUUGUAGCUACACACAUUAAAAGGCUAAAUGUCUCUGAGGGCAGUUUUUCUUAAAUAUGGUCUGAAUGAAUGAGGCUUUAUCCCACUGGUAAACUGCCCCUUACAGGAGUUCAAGUGCAAAUGAGCCUCACCUCCCUGCACUUGUAGUCAAAUAAGGACAGCAGGGAGGGCUGGUCUAGCUCACAAGGUCUUGCCUAACAGCUGCCCUGUGUUGACCCUUUCCCUCUUUGUAAUUGCUGUAUCCUGAGCACUAGCCGCUUAAUUUUCAUCAAGCAUAGGAGUAGUGUAGUCUUUUGACAAGAGGAAAAGAUGGUUGAAAGCCUCAAGUGAAGAGUCUUGCAGCUUGUAAAAGCAAUUUCCAAAAAUGGAGCCCAUUCAUCAUAAACAAAAGCACAAACACAUGUAGCAGUUUACAAUACAUUUGGUUUAAUCUCAAUCAGUCUUUCUCCCCUGGACUAGAAAUCCAGUAUAGUUUGCCAUUAAUUUAUUGAAUCUGGUUUUGGACAAUGCUUCUGUAGUGUAGCUGCACGUCCCGGUACCGUAUCCUCUGACAUUUAUUUUCCAUGUGUUACAAAAGGAUAAAAAAAUUGAGAUUACGCUUGCAUAAACUCUAAUUUGCACAGUUCACAGCUACUACUUGUGCAGUAAUUGCUUUAUGCGGCUGUAAUCCAUAACCUGUGAAGACAGCACAUCAUCUAAAUCCCAUUCCAAAUAAUAUUUCUGUGUAGUGUUAGCUGUGAAUUUACCCUGUACAGCUGUAUCUCUAUAAAUAUAAUUCCAUGUAUUAAUAGUCACAGAAAGACUGUAAGUGAGCAACUAUUUUUAUGAAACGCACCACUAUGGAUAAAUUAACUUUUACAGAAAUCUUGUUUACUGUAUGAUAUUCUAAAACACUGUCAAAUAAAAUAUAUAUCCAAAAAUC